AUGCAUGCAUGUUCUACUGCAUCUCUGAUUCCGCCGCAUCCUCCUGCCCACCUGCAGACGUACUCUCGCGACCUGAUCAUGCGGCAGAAGGAGCUGUACGCGACGCGCUGGAGGCAUGAAACGGAUACCGGUCGCCGGUAUGCAGGGCUUGUGCUAUAG
This is a messenger RNA of Dichomitus squalens LYAD-421 SS1, 159 nucleotides long. RefSeq lists its product as uncharacterized. NCBI's taxonomy places the organism in Eukaryota, Fungi, Basidiomycota, Agaricomycetes, Polyporales, Polyporaceae. The transcript has 2 exons. The record is from RefSeq and is a predicted model, not a curated record. Bases 1 to 159 code for a protein of 52 amino acids.